GGACGGCGGGGGCGGGGCCGCGGGCGGCAGCGCGGCAGUGGCGCGGACACUGCGGCGCGAGAAACACCGCUCGACACGAUGCGCGCUCUCGCCGCGCUGGCCUUGCUUGCGCUGGCCGCCACAGCCGCCGCCAGGCCUGAACACGACUUCGAGUUCGAUGAUGCGCCGGAGACGCAGACGACGCGGCGUCCUCGCCGAUACAUCUACGAUCCACAAAAUGAACUUUGCCACGCGCUUGUGUGCAAAAAGCGCGAGGUGUGCUUACUGCGGGACUCCUUUACCGCACUUUGUGCCAACAAGAAGGACGUUCUGCGCCGAGGGGACAUAAUAGUGACGGUAGCGAGCAGCCCGUUGGAGCGCAGCGCGGACGACGAGGACGUGUUCUACGAGUCGCCCGCGCCCCCCGCGCCGCCCGCGCCUCCCCUGCCGCCUGCCUCUCUUGAAUCUGACAGGUGUGUUGGGUGCGCGGGCGCGUCGCGCGCCAUGUUCCUGUGCGGGUCAGACAACCGCACGUACUCGUCGCUGUGCCGCCUCGACCUGCACAACUGCGUGCACCGGCCGCGCCCGCCCGUGCGCCUCGCCUGCGCGGGCUUCUGCCCGUGCGAGGCGCCCGACGCGGCGCCCCCGGCCCCCGCCGCCCCCGCCCCGCACUCCCCGCGCCCGCCCCGCCCGCCGCGCCCGCCGCACCCGCGCCGCGCGCUGCGCCCCUACAGGCCGCACCGAGCGCGGCCACGCUUCGACGAGGAUGGAAGGCGUCGAAGGCUGGAGACGCACACCAACGAGGUGUUGCCAGAGAGAUCGUACCGUCGCCCUAAUCAAGAGGUGGAGGGGUGCGCGCUGGACAAGAUGGCGAACCGCUUGCUGGACUGGUUCUCCGUGCUCAUGGAGGAGGCGGGCGGGGUGCCGCCGCCGCCGCACGGCUUCGGGCCGGACUGCAAGCCGGAGGUGAGGUGGAUGUUUGAGCACCUGGACACGGCGCGCGAUGGGCUCCUGCAGCCCAGCGAUCUCUAUGCGCUGAGCCACGACGAGCGCGAACGCUGCCUGCGGCCGUUCCUGCGCUCGUGCGGCGCGGGGGAGGAGGGCGCGGGCGGAGAGGGGCGCGCGGGGGGCGCGGGAGGCGCCGGCGUGUCGCGCGGCGCGUGGUGCGCGUGCCUGGGGCGCGCGGCGCGGCCGUGCGCGGCGCUGGCGCGCGCGAGCCGGCCGGCGCGCGGCGCCUACGUGCCGGCGUGCGACGCGCGCGGCUUCUACCGCCCGCGCCAGUGCCACGCCGCGCUGGCCGUGUGCUGGUGCGUGGACCCGCACGGCGUCGAGCGCCCUGGCUCCAGGACCAAGGGCGCGCCGCCCUGCCCCGGUGAGACGGAGGACGAAGGCGUGCCGGCGGACGACGAGGACGCCGGCGGCAGCGGCGACCGCGAUCUCGACCUGCGGUUUUAAUUUGUCGCAGCGCGCUCGCCUAAUAUAAUUUACAAACAAGCGGCCGUAAUGAGUUGCGUCCUUAGUGUCUUCUGAACAACCCCAUACUCGUUCCAAUAUGACAAGUUAAUUAUUCAUGUUAUUUUAAUGUUGGUAGUUGAUAGAAGUUAUACUUAGCAUAAUUUAUAUUUUAAAUCGUAGUCCUUGAAUUGGAAUUUAUAUUUUCAUACAAUCUACCAUUAUCAUUCAAAUAGUUUUGGGCCUAUCAAAUUUUGUCAAAUUUAGAUAAAAAAAUCUUCAUCCUCAAUUAACAAUAGUUAAAAUCAUAGGUACAUGUUAUAGCAAACAUAAAAUAAAAUAUAAAAUAUAAAGGAACAAAAUAUACAAAGUACUUAAUAAAAUUUGAUAUUAUUAGUUGUUAAAUAAAUUAGGAUUAGUAUUGUGAUUAGUUGAAUUUACAUGAGCACUUAACUAAGAAUAUAAUUUGAAAAGGUUUAAAUAAGUAUAUAAAUCAUUGUACCCUUAUAACCCAUAUUAUGUAUGAAUUUAAUAUUUCUUAAUAGCCUCUAUUUUGUAAGAAUCCAUUAAAGUGAACACUAUAAAUUAAACAGUUAUUUGCACUUUUUUAAGUCUCCACAGUGUAUUUGAAAUAAAUAAGUUAAAAAUGUG
Zerene cesonia (dogface butterfly) is the source of this 2082-nucleotide messenger RNA. RefSeq names its product proteoglycan Cow (gene Cow). The record is from RefSeq and is a predicted model, not a curated record. Bases 79 to 1434 code for a protein of 451 amino acids. Gene Ontology annotation, biological process: establishment of protein localization to extracellular region. Lineage: Eukaryota; Metazoa; Arthropoda; Insecta; Lepidoptera; Pieridae. The transcript has 11 exons. Gene Ontology annotation, molecular function: calcium ion binding; protein binding.